AUGAUUUUCACAAACAAUAUCGCGUUUCAAAACAUUAUUUUUGCAAAAAAAGUUAAAAUGUUGUUAAUAUUCUAUGGAUUAAUUAUGUUUUCUAUGGCUCAAGUAAACAAGGAAGAAUGCGAUUAUUAUCAAAACCUAAAUCUUGGCGAAACAUAUUACAUUUACAAUCCUAGAUAUCCAUUACCAUACUCUGGAUCAAAAUGUACAUGGACUAUCACGAGUUAUCAUCGAAUUAAUUUAAAGUGUUCCCUAGUUGAAUUUUCAGAAACUAAAAACUGCGACGGAGGCAGUUUAACUGUUAAAAGAAAUUUCGCUACCAAAUAUUGUGGUAAUAUAACCUUGAAUAUAGAAUCCACAUCAAACAAAAUGAUUGUAAUAUUAUCACCACCAGGUAGAUUUUUCUGUGAAGUACAACCAAUGAAAAGAGUAAAAGAUUCUACAAAUUGUAAUUGUGGAUGGAAGAAUCCUUCUAGAAUCGUUGGUGGAACUAAUACAGAAAUAAAUGAAUUUCCUAUGAUGGCUGGUAUUAAACGCACUUAUGAACCUGGCAUGAUUUGCGGAGCUACUAUAAUAUCCAAAAGAUAUGUAUUAACAGCAGCACAUUGCAUCAUAGAUGAGAAUUCUACAGAAUUAGCUAUCGUAGUUGGCGAACAUGAUUGGAGUAGUAGAACAGAAACAAACGCCACAGUAUUGCAUAGCAUUAAUAAAGUUAUUAUACAUCCAAAGUAUGACAUUAUAGAAAAGAGUGAUUGGCAAAUAAACGACGUAGCACUUUUGAAAACAGAAAAAGAUAUUAAAUUUAGCGACAAGGUUGGACCUGCUUGUCUACCUUUUCAACAUUUCUUAGAUUCUUUUGCUGGUUCUGAUGUUACUGUAUUGGGUUGGGGUCAUACGAGUUUUAAGGGUAAGCUUUCUCGUAUUUUGCAAAAGACUACAUUAAGUAUGCUUACACAAAUAGAAUGUUAUAAAUAUUAUGGCAAUAUAAUGAUUAAUGCGAUGUGUGCUUACGCAAAAGGCAAAGAUGCGUGUCAGAUGGAUAGUGGUGGACCAGUUCUAUGGCAAAAUCCUCGAACUAAACGACUCGUAAACAUAGGAAUUAUCAGUUGGGGUGCAGAGUGUGGUAAAUAUCCUGCUGGUAAUACGAAAGUUGGUUCUUAUAUAAAUUGGAUCGUUUCACAAACUCCAGAUGCUGAAUACUGUGUCACCGAAUAAAAUGUGUAAUGUAUCAAUUUAAAUCAUUAUUUAUAGUAAAUAUUUUCUAAUUUCGUUAAUGAUGUAUUGCAUUUCUU
Messenger RNA from Apis laboriosa (Himalayan honeybee), 1289 nucleotides. Its product is annotated as venom serine protease 34. NCBI's taxonomy places the organism in Eukaryota, Metazoa, Arthropoda, Insecta, Hymenoptera, Apidae. Gene Ontology annotation, molecular function: serine-type endopeptidase activity. The transcript has 8 exons. The coding region runs from base 1 to 1212 and encodes 403 amino acids. Gene Ontology annotation, biological process: proteolysis. The record is from RefSeq and is a predicted model, not a curated record.